AUGGAGAACGAUAUACCUACCAUUCAGGCCCCUGAUGGGCGCUCUUCAAGAAGAGACCGCCUUAUGGGCAAACUGUUUGGUGCCAAAGACCGCAAAGGAGAUGAAGCCCGGUCCGCUGCCAAUGUCGAAUCGUUCCUUCACAGCUCCUCAGAUAAUCUUACAAUCAUAAACCCUCCCCCGCCUCCCCCGCCGUCGUCGCUACCAAAGCUAGCCAAGCUCGACACCACAUCGAUCUCUCGCUACCCUCAAGCUUUAGCUGUCAACCAUGCGGCUCAAUCAAACCGUCCUCUUGUCGCAGGACGUGCUGAUACCGCCACCAGGUCGCCGAGACGAAGCCCACGACCCAACAAGAAAGGUCUCGUGGUGAGAUUCGACGACACCCCUCCCGAUGUUAUCGGCGAAGGAGGUGACGAAUCCGAAUUGCCAACUCAAGAGAUAUCGAAGCGCAAAGCAUCUCGGCCCAAACAACCACCGCAGCAACCGCAACCACCUCAGCAACCACCUCAACAACCAUUUCAACAACCACCUCAACAACCACAGCCUCCAGCACAACGCAGAAUUCCAAUGCCACCGGGACGUCCUCCUCCUUCUGAUUCAGCUGGCCCAGGUUCCCCUAUAGACGAGUUUCGACCAAAGCCUUUGUCGCGAACACAAACCGGUUUCUCAUCGAUAUAUACACCUGGAUCCGACGAUGAGUCUGAGGCAGACCCAGAUCGUAAUGCAAGAUCAUAUGAUCUCCUCUCACCUGCAUCUGCUCAACAGCAUUCCCUGAGCCCGCUACGAUCACCAGGCGCAAGGUUUCUGGGUGCAGCUGGAAAACAAGAUGAGAAUAGAAGGUCAUAUAUUGAGAUUCAUUCUGCGCAACAAAGAGAGGCAGAGGGCAGAGUGUUUGCUGAAGCCGCUCGAGUUGCCAGUGCCACUUCUGCAUCCUCUCACAAUUGGGAUGAUCCUCACUCCGCCACACCUCUCUCAACUUCUCCAGUUGAAUCACGACGACGAGGACCCCCUUCACCCGAAGCCCAAGUCUCGAAACCAAGUCAUGAGUAUAGCCCUGCAGCUUCUGUCCAUUCCAACUCCUCAUCAUAUUCUCCGCCUGCGCCACCUGCCGCUGUUCCAGCUUCUGUUCCUGGGCUAUCUCCAGCUCCGGUUUCGUCUGAGUCUCCUGCUAUGGAUGCAGCUCCUGUUCCCAUUUCAGCAGUUUCUUCCGCUUCUUCAGAAGUCAGCUACUUGGCAAGGAAACCAAGCAUUGCGCCACAGCGUGCUCCUCCUCUGAUGGCAUCCCGAGCACUGUCCGUUAGAGUCGCUGAUGGUACCUCGGCAGCUGCCGAGCAAGCUCUCGAGAUCUUUACCGAUAGGACAAGCCACCUUUUCGAACUAUUCCGUCUCCAUGCUGAAUCUAUCAAGCCUUUAUCAGCCUGCUCACUGAUUGAAUGCGGCCGAGGAGCCCUAUGGUGGUUCCUAAAGGGCCGCAUGGGCCUGGAGGUUGCUAUCAGGGAAAGACCCAAUUCUCCUCAGGGCCAGAUGCAGAAUGAUAGAGAUCGCCAACAAGCUUAUGCCAAUCUAGCUAAAGCGUUCUGGCUCUCCGAACAAGUCAUUCCUGAGAUUGCCCAAUCACAAGGAAUAGAUAUUGAUGCUGAAGUCGACGACGUUAGCACGAGUCUGGUCUCAGCGCUUAAGAAGCUGGCCAUGUCCAUGAAACGAAACGGCUUCUUGCCCCCUGAAGAUGCAUUUCUACCACAGAGCAUCGAUAAGUCGAUAUGGGUGGAAUAUCCGGCAUUGAGCCAGGAUGUGAUUGCUCUCCUUUCAGGAAACUGGGCCUCGGGUCUCACAGCAAUGACAAGCCCUAUGUCCAAGCUUAGGCUCUUGGAUUCUCUGCCUGUGGGCGACACCACGGAGAACUUCAACUAUGGAAGAGUGCCAGCCGAUGCCUAUCUUAUGGAACAGGGACACGAAGAUCAGAAACUCUACUUUCCAUGCUUACUCUCAAUGCUUCGCCCGCAGAAGUCUACCGGUCUUGUCUUUAUUCUAGCCAGCCAGAACGGCCAUGUGCAGCUUGCCAUACAAGAAAAUAAGAACGUUGGUCCAGUUUGGGAUGAUGUGCGGUGGCGGAAAGAAGCAUGCACGGUCGAUAUUCGACUACGACGUGGAUUCAUGUUAACCAUUCAGCUUGUUCAGCAGGAUUUCAGGACACUAUGGAAUAUGUAUGAUUUCGGAAGUAAGGUCAACAACUCUCUUUAUCCACGAAACGAUGAGAGUAUGGUAUUCAGGUCUACUUUGCGAUCAUUCCAGGUCAUGGAUGCAGACCCCAACUAUCGCCAAUUCCCGAAGGAGCCUACGCCUUAUUGCGAGAUUUCACUUUUCGAGAAGCUUUACAAGGAGAACGGUCCUGCAGCCACUCGUACGUGGCAUCUUGGUUUCCGAAUUGCGGUCGUGACUGGACCAAAGACGAGGACACUGAGUGGCGUUCAACAUGUCUAUUCUCCAGCUCAGCCUGUUCAGUUCGGUUUCUUCCGCGGUGAUGGUGACGCGCCCUCACUGGCUAUCAAGUAUGAGAAUGGCAAAUCAAAGGGCCGAAUGGUCAUGGUCUUCAGCGAUGACAAAGCACGGAUCAAGUUCCACUCGAUUCUUACCGGAACAGCUCUGGAUCACGACGAAAAGAUAUUUGCAGACGUGCCCCUCAAGAACUUCUCAGUGGCUCAGAGUCUCCGUGAGCCUUUGGGUAUGGCUCCUUUCAGCCGUAUGCCUUGGAAGGCUGUAAGGGUCGUCAACGAUGAGUACGGGGGAGACAUGCCGCCGACUGUAUUGGCCGACCACCUCAAGAUAGUCAUAGACUAUCAGAAUGGCAAUGUCGCCGAUCGCAUCAACGUGGCACCAGGAGAGUUGCGUGUAAGACUGGAAGUGAGCAACGCUAAAGUCUUUCGAGUUCUUCGGCAACCACAAAAGGAUAUGACAAUUUCGGUCUCGGAGGCGCAAGUACCUAAGGAGCUCCCGAGGAACAUGUCUGAUGCACUGCAGCUGCUGAGACACAACCAGACAAUUCGAACUUUUGAAUUCAAUAACUUGAAAGAUCUGCACGACUUCCAAUAUGCCAUGACAGGUUUCGAGGUCAUAUUUGACGCGCUGGCGGUCACCUUUGCCAUCCAGCGACGCCGCAUGGUUGUACCAAUUCACAAGAAAUGGGAAGCAGGAUAUACACGAAUCCAGGUGAUAAGGCAGGAAGACAGGCAGUUGCAGCUGUUAGCUUUCUUUGAGGACUUCCAUCAUGGGCACUGUAUGAAUUUCUUGUUGAAGGGAACGGAUGUUUACGAGAGUGUGCAAAGAAGCAGCAAGUCUGGUAUCAAGUUUGUUGAUGCCAAGUUCCCUCUACCACGACUGCCAGCGGACAAGGAUGGUGAUUAUGAUGAUAUGGCAUUUGUCUGCCUCGACCUUCCGGAUUUACCUGGAGAGCAUGACGAUAUCUCGAUAUUAUUUGAAAAUGAAUCAGACCGAGAUGCGCUGGCCCAAUGUUUGCCGGCGCCGAUCAAGGGCUCCUCGAAAAAGAAAUGA
This is a messenger RNA of Fusarium sp. VM40, 3546 nucleotides long. The record is from the annotation of a GenBank genome assembly. Lineage: Eukaryota; Fungi; Ascomycota; Sordariomycetes; Hypocreales; Nectriaceae.